CCUAAUAUAUAUUGGAAACAAAAUCACUCAGAAAUAUGUGAUUUCCUCGAAAAUUUGAGAAGCAAAAUCUUUUGGUUAGAUUGUAAAGAAUCUGUGGUAAUAUCUAAAUAUGAUUUCCAAUAAUCCAACGAGAUGUGCAGCUUGCAGGUUUUUGAGAAGAAGAUGCCCUCAAGAUUGUGUUUUGGCCCCCUAUUUUCCCUCCUCCAAUCCAGAGAGAUUUGCUUGUGUUCAUAAGAUCUUUGGUGCCGGCAACAUUACCAAAAUGUUAGAGCAACUUCCAGUCCAUUUAAGAGAAGCAGCAGCAGACUCCAUGUUUUACGAGGCAUCGUUACGCGUUGAAGACCCAGUUUAUGGAUGUGUUAGAAUUAUUUCUCAGCUGCAACACCAUAUAUUGGAGGUUCAAUCCGAGAUACUCAAGACAAACGGUCAAAUAGCAUCCUACAUUGCACAACAGCAACUGCAGCAGCAGCAGCAAAAUGUUGUUGAUGGUGCAAGUUACCAGCAAGACAUGCAGAUCAGUGAAUAUUUGGGGGUUGGCUCGGACGUGCAAACUUUAGCAAAUGACUCUUACUUUCAUCCAUAAAGAUGGGCAAAUCUUUACAGACUUGGGCUAUGCCAGUUAGCGAGGGUAGUGUGCCAACCACUUGCAUUUAAGUUCAAAUUCUUCUCCCUAUGGAUUAGGAUAGCAUAGAAUUUCAUUUUUGUUAGAACAAAUGGAUGAGCUUAUUUUGUUUAGUCCAAUGAUUGAUAAAAUUUGUUUUAGAUAAAUAAAGAAUUUUAUUAUUAUAAUUUUAUUUUUCCAAACGAAUGACGAAUUUUAUUAAAUUUGAAUAAAAACGUUUACAUUAGAUCCCGAGGUAUUACUGAUACAUAAUGCGAAGGUGAGAUUAGGAGUAAAAUAGUUUAUACUAACUAAUCACU
This is a messenger RNA of Pyrus x bretschneideri (Chinese white pear), 921 nucleotides long. Its product is annotated as LOB domain-containing protein 24-like. Lineage: Eukaryota; Viridiplantae; Streptophyta; Magnoliopsida; Rosales; Rosaceae. The record is from RefSeq and is a predicted model, not a curated record. The coding region runs from base 110 to 583 and encodes 157 amino acids. The transcript has 2 exons.